This is a messenger RNA of Myxocyprinus asiaticus (Chinese sucker), 6031 nucleotides long. RefSeq names its product protein Aster-A-like. The transcript has 21 exons. Lineage: Eukaryota; Metazoa; Chordata; Actinopteri; Cypriniformes; Catostomidae. Gene Ontology annotation, biological process: intracellular sterol transport. The coding region runs from base 909 to 3602 and encodes 897 amino acids. Gene Ontology annotation, molecular function: sterol binding; sterol transfer activity. Gene Ontology annotation, cellular component: endoplasmic reticulum membrane; plasma membrane; endoplasmic reticulum-plasma membrane contact site. The record is from RefSeq and is a predicted model, not a curated record.
UACCUUCUAGACACGACCCGGAUUCAGGGAUAAACAAAAGUAAACAGUGGACCGUUUUCCAACCGGUAUUACUAGCAUGCUAGCUAACGAGCUCCCAUCGUUCUUCCCAAAUGCCUGAAUUCAGCUGACCGGCUAACGCCUAUAAAUAUCACUAUGGUGGUUUGUUUACCUAAGUUUGAUGUCACUGUUACGCACAUUUUCUGCGUAUGUUAAGUUGGCUAUCGGCCCGAAAUAGUUCAACAGUAAUACAUAACUAGAAAUAGUGGCUACAUUUAAAAAACUGGCGGCGAAAAAAACUUUAUUGUAAGCUUGCCGGCUAAAUUGGGGGGUGCUGAUGUGUUCCUGCGAGAAAGUGGAUUUUAACAUCACCCCCCGCACCGUCGCCCGUCUGGUGUUUGAGGCCGAACACGGAAAACACAAUGGGGGCAAUUCGUCCAAUGGGAGCAACGUGACCUUAUCAUACCUGAUGCACAAAUCGCCAUGAUGAGGCAGUUGCAAAACUGCAGUGUGAGCUGUGCUUGUGACAGUGAAAGAAGAGACUCUUUUAAAGGAAGCCUUUAAUAGCAUCAGAGAACCCAGAAGAAGAUGGAUUUGGCAUCAAGCAAUGUUGGAUGAAUUUACACUGCAGAUACGCUGUACAGCUGUGAAGGAACCUGAACUGCUGACUUUUGACUACAGGACGGCGGGUUGUAGUGGAUCCAAACCUUUCCAUGCACAAAUGAAUAUUUAUUUUGGAAUGUAGUGGAAUUUCCAGACCAGAUCUAGAAGACUUAAAUGAAACAAAAAUGGGAAAUACCUAGUUCUUCGCAAUGAAUUAUUGCACAUGAUAAAACAGCUUCCUGGGCUUCUUCAACUAAACUUUAAACUAUCCAGAUGUAAAAACUAAUGGCAAAAAGUUUUAAGUGCUGAUGAUGUCUGUGACACCAUCUCUUGACAUCACCAUGGCCGAGCCCAUUCCCAUUCCAACUGUGAACAUUCUUCCUCCAUCUUCCGAUACGGAGUCGUUGUCCUGCUCCCCAAGCCCACGGCUACACCGGUACCACUCACGCAGACGAAAUCGGGAGAGGAGGAGAGGCAUGGUGCAGCAAGAAAACGGAUUAGAGAACCAUUGGAAUAAAGGGAAAGAGACGAGAGAUAGAAGUCAAAGUCCAUCACCUCCAGUGGUCUCCAAUGUAGAAAAGGAAGUGCAGGGCAGUCCCUCCGUGCUUCUCUUACCCCAGUCCCGUUCGUGGUCACGAAGCUCCUCGCUAAGCAGGCGCUCUCGCUGGUCUUUCCGUAGCCUUCUCAACAAGGAUUCGGACUGUGAAGGCAGCAGUACAGCCAGUAACUCUCCGCGCAGUACUCCCGGCAGCUCACCCUCCCUGCGCCGGCGCGUGCUGGGAGGCAGAGCCAGCGAAGGGGAGGCAGGUGGAGAUAGAUGCGGUGGGGGUUCUGACAGUCCCCUUCCUCCAACCCCCUCCUCCUCUACCUCCUCCUACCCGCUCGCAGCCCGACACUUCACCCGCAAUGCCAAGAAAAUGCAGAGCUGGUACAAUGUUCUGAGCCCCACAUACAAACAGAGGAAUGAAGACUUCCGCAAACUCUUUAAAAAGCUGCCUGAUUCAGAGCGUCUCAUAGUGGACUAUUCAUGUGCACUGCAGAAAGACAUUCUGCUCCAGGGCCGUCUCUACCUGUCUGAGAAUUGGCUCUGCUUCUACAGUAAUAUAUUCCGAUGGGAGACCACGAUAACGAUACUGCUGAAAGAUGUGACAAGUCUGACCAAAGAGAAGACGGCCAAGCUGAUCCCUAACGCCAUCCAGAUUAGCACUGAACACGAGAAGCACUUCUUCACAUCAUUUGGGGCGAGGGAUCGCAGCUACAUGAUGAUCUUCAGACUAUGGCAGAAUGCACUGAUGGAUAAUACUCUGUCUCCCAAGGAGCUGUGGCACAUUGUUCACCAGUGUUACGGCACAGAGCUGGGGCUCACUAGUGAAGAUGAUGACUACGUUUCCCCUACUGCUGAACUUAUGAAUGGCCUGCUGCCGGGUGAGGAGUCGGUCUCCGUCACUGACCUGCUGGAUCUGGGUUCGGUGCCGGUGGCUCCCGUGGUCUCCUCUUUUCCCUCAUCUGCCUCCAUUCUUCCCUGUGCUUCAGGUUAUUUGCCGCCAUCAUCCUCGUCCUCUUCUUGUCAGCCUGUGGAGGUGCCGUCUACUCGGGCCAUUGUAGAUCCUGAGCCCAGUCCACCCAGCUCCCAAAGCUCAUUGCCCCCUACAACACACUCCAUAAAUACUGGAACUGCCCCAUCCUUAACUAUCAUGGAGGAAGAAGGGGACAGCCGGUCAGAAUCAGCUAAUCAGGCACUUCAGUCCCCUCCCUCUGUCCCACACAGCCUGGGAAACCUCUCCUCAUUAGAUAUGACCAAUGAUGAGGAGCUUCCAACCGACCCCAGCAAUUCCUCUGACACUCAGGAAGAGAGUGAGGUUGAGUCCUUCUGUACAGACCUCAGUGGCCGAUUGCAUAUCAACAUAGUUGUUUGCAUGAGCGUGGAUAAGCUCCAUGACCUUCUGUUCUCGGACACUCACUUCAUACAACACCUGUUCUCCCAACGGCACUUUACCGAUCUCUCUGUGCACGAGUGGCAGCAGGACAGCAGCAGUGGAAGCAGCAGUAGAGUUCUGAGUUAUACCAUCGCCAUCAACAACCCGCUGGGCCCAAAAACUGCUCCUGUGGUGGAAACACAGACUCUCCACAAGAGCAGCACACGGGGCGAGUGUUACGUGGUGGACUCGGAGGUCAUAACCUCAGGCAUCCCCUACCAGGACUAUUUCUACACUGUACACAGAUACUGCCUCACCUCUGUCAACAAGCACAAGAGUCGGCUCAGGGUCUCGUCUAAUAUCUGCUACAGGAAGCAGCCGUGGAGUCUUGUGAAAGCUCUGAUAGAGAAGAACACUUGGAGUGGGAUAGAAGAGUAUUACAGACACAUGGAGAUGGAGGUGUGUAAACUGGAGACGCUGCUACAAACGGAGGUUUCUGUGGUGAGUACUGGGGAAGCUGCUUCCGCAGACUCCGCCAAGACAAACCAGACCCUGCGCAGACGCAAACGCAACUGCCCCAGACGAGCAGGAGACCGGGAGAGAGAGAGGGAGGGGCCAGGAGGAGGCGGAGAACGGGGCGACAGAGGAAUCGGUGAGGAGCGCGAAAGGAGAGAAGCGAGUGCUCAGUAUGUGAAAGAGAGGUGGCGAGGAGCCAGCAACAACAACAGCAUCUCUACCAUACUGCUUAUUGUGAGCUUUAUUCUGGUUGUUCUGGUGGCUCUGAACAUGAUGCUGUUCUACAAACUCUGGGCACUGGAGCGGGCCGCACACACACUGGAGACGUGGCACUCCUACUCUUUAACUGACAGUCCUCUGCCUCAGUCUGCAGGAGAGUGGGCGCAGGUGCUGCAGCUCCAGAGGCAGUUCCACCAGGCCCAGAUGAACAAAUGGCAGCAGAUUUUACAGUCUUCUGUCACACUUCUGGAUCAGAUGAAACAGUCUCUGGAGAAGCUCCACAGAGGAAUGAUCACCCCAGAGGUGCAGCAGGAGUCCGAUCCUGCACCAGACACAUUGACAGAUCAGUGAGAUCCCGCCCAACCUCUUAACGGUAACCCCCCCAAUAGAACCGUUUACAGACUCUCACCCCCGUCACAUGGGCGUCCAGGAGAGGGAAAAUCUGGAAAGGGAGAUGGUGCUUUCUUUAGUGAUAUUAACGUUGGGAAUGGUGUUGGGUAUCUCUGGGUUACCCAAAAGUCCUAGCAGCAGCUACAUGACUUUCUUCUGGCUGUAUAAUAAACACUCAACCCUUUGGUCAGUUUGAACUCCUUAAACUGUAUGGGUCUAAAGCAAUAACACAAAUGUAUGGGAUCAGCUAUACUCCAUAUAUGGAGAACGUCCUUGACUUUCAGCUGUGCUGCAUCUUGAGCCGUUCUGGUCUGUUGUGCAUGUCUGAGAAAGCUGAAUGUGAGCUUUUAGCAGACUGCAAUUCAUCUUGGAACCAUUUUUCAGAAAUGUUGAGCUUGGGAGAGAUGCUUCAAAGAUGGACAUUUCAAAGAGGGAAGGUGGUUUGUGGUGGAUGCUGCUUGCCUAACUUUUGGAGGACAUCAACCUCCAAUCUAGAUCAAUCUGUCCACCUGUCGAAAUAAACAGGUCAUUUUUUUAUUUUUUCAUGGAAGAGACACUCCUUUCUAUUCAAUAGCUCUUCCGUUUUGUUAUUUUUUUUUUUUUUUUUUUUUUUUUUGUCUGAUUACUGAAAUUUGGAGCAAGAAAUUGUCUGACCAUUACAGUAUUUAUUUAACAGACUUGAAUUACGGUUUACACUGCGAAAAAAUCAUUUUCUUAAAAUGUAGUUUUUUUUGUCCAGUAAAAUAUCUAAACAUCCCUAAAACAAGAUACAUUUACUUAAUUAGCAAAAUUGCAUGUUUCUUUUAAGCAUAAAUCUAUCUAAAUUUAGUAAUAAAAACAAAAAUUAGGUUUAUGCAAAACAAUAAAAAACUAUUUGCAAAUGCUGGAAGAAAAAUAACUUUUAAGAUAUAUUCUCUGAAAACAAUUCAUAUGAUCGUACAUAUUUUUUAAAAAUAUUAUCUUACAAUUUUUUACUGGAAAACGAGACAAAAUACUGAUUAAGAAAAUGACUGUUGCAGUGUAAUAUCAAUAAGUCAUUGUAUGUUUCUGCUCGUGUUGUCUUUGAACACGGACCAAUGUAGAAAUGAGUGAUAUGAAUUCGUGUUUUAGCAAUAAUCAUGUGGAAAAAUUGUAAUGACAAUUAGAAGUUAAUGUACAAGACAAAAUGCAAAAAAAAAAAAAAAGAAAUGUAAAACAUGCAACUGUUACUUAGGAAAGAGUAUCAGAGUGACGAUCGUUUAUGUAGAACAUUACAUAAUUGUUUUUACACGCUUUUACCAUUUUUACCAUUGCUUCUGCCUCCCUAACACUUUUUAAUAAGUUUUGUUUUUAAAUCCCUGUUGUAUUUGUGAUGUAGGGGUGAGUGGAGCUAUUUUGUGUGGUUGUCUAAGUUUUCAGGAAACUUGAGUUUUACUGGAAUUCAAAUUGAACUGUUCAUGCGUACUGUAAGCUUGACCAGUUGAUAGUACACACAGAUUCAAGAACUUCAGCCAUUCCUGGGGCUGGACGUUUAGGACCAACCAGAACUCAAGGCCAGGAGAAUCUAAAGGAGAUCUGCAGGCAGUAUUGUGAUGUAUUUGACAUUUCACUCAACACUGUAGAUGGGUGAAUCUCACAAAGAAUAUGCUCGGAAUCAUAUUUUACCCAAAGUAUAUUUUGCGUAAAGCUUAUUAAGCCCAUUUUUAGAACUGUUGCAAAUUUUUUAAAUUGUGUCCUUUUUAUUUUCAAGACAAUUAAACACAUUUUCCCUACAAAUUCUCAUUACCAUAAUUCAAUAGAUAAAAAACAAACACAUUCCCGUUACUAUGUGUAUGGAUGUUUUACUUGUGAGUUUGUAUGAAAUUCUUAUUAUUCUUAAUGAUGAUUCUCAUUAUUGUAGAACAGUAUUAAUAAUCAUCUUGUUGGACAGUAAUUUUUUUUAAUAAAAUCAACAUGAAUGUUGUAUAAAUAUUUAGCAAUUUAAAUAAUAUGUAGGUUAAAUAAUCCUUUUUGCAUUGCAGCAAUAAGAAUUAAUUUUUUUCACAUUACGGUUAUGAGAAUUGGGGGAAAUGUGCUUAAUUGUAAUGAAAAGAGUGAGUGUGUUUACAUGCACAUCAGUACCCAGAUAACUACCACAAAUCAGCUUAUUAAAAAAAUCUGACAAAGCAUGAAAACAAGUAUUGACAUGAGACUUGAAUUCGUCCGAUUAUUCUCUGGUUUUGACAUCAAAACGGAAGCAUGCAUGCACGCAUUGGAUAAACCUGUAGGAACGCUGGUAAAAGUGUUUACAUGCAAUGCAAAAUUGUAUGUACGUUAGAUUAGUACAUUGCAUUAAAGUAAUCACAUUACUAAUAACAUUUACAUUACUUUCUGAAAUACUUUUUACAGAAGUUUUUUUUUUUUUUUUUUUU